This is a messenger RNA of Rhizoctonia solani, 1749 nucleotides long. RefSeq names its product Dual specificity phosphatase, catalytic domain. The record is from RefSeq and is a predicted model, not a curated record. Lineage: Eukaryota; Fungi; Basidiomycota; Agaricomycetes; Cantharellales; Ceratobasidiaceae. Bases 1 to 1749 code for a protein of 582 amino acids. The transcript has 8 exons. Gene Ontology annotation, biological process: protein dephosphorylation. Gene Ontology annotation, molecular function: protein tyrosine/serine/threonine phosphatase activity. Gene Ontology annotation, cellular component: nucleus.
AUGUCUAUGGACGAAGUGAUCGAGAACCUCUGGGUCGGCGACUUUGGUGCUGCAACCAGUAUAGAACUUUUGGAGAUGGCCGGUGUAAAGUAUGUAGUCAGUUGUAUGAGAGGCAAGGUUCGGGUCCAUGAGACCAUGCAACGCCAUCAAAUACCCCUCGAUGAUACCGUAGAACAAGACGUCUUAUCUUAUUUGCCGGCAACGAUAGCCUUUAUCCAGAAAUCACUUGCUAGUGGAGAUGGUGUUCUUAUACACUGUAUGGCCGGGAUGAGUCGAAGUGCGACUAUUGCAGCAGCCUACUUGAUGUACAGUCAAGGUCUCGACCCAACAGGGGCUCUCGAACUGAUACGUGAAGUGCGCCCAACCAUCCAGCCAAACCCUUCUUUCCUCCACCAGCUCGACGUCUUCCACGCUGCCUAUUGCAAGAUUUCCAAGCGCGAUAAGAACAUUCGAGAGUAUUAUCUUGAGCGAACGGCCAACGAAAUGAUCAAUGGAGAUGGGUCAGCGCCCGACAUGAGCAUGAUUGCUAGUUAUCCUAGAACACCUACUGCUUCUGCGCCAGGGACCCCUGGUGGACCUCGCCGUCGAAUUCGAUGCAAGAUGUGCCGUCGUGAGCUCGCUACUCGCGAGCACAUGAUGGACCACUCUCAGGGCGGGCCCACUACACCCAUCUCUGUCAAUGGCUCUGCGACUGUUUCUCGCAGACAAUCAUUUAGUGACUCGAACGGGAACGUUGCGAAUGGAUUGCAGCUCACUAGCAUGUCUCCGGCUGGCUCUCGUCGGCCUUCUACCACUAAACCCCCACGCCGAUCGUCCUUGAACCAAUCUAUGAAACCAGGAGGCAUUCUGGGUGGCGGCCUUACCCCAUUGACGACCAUGCAGCCAACCGACAAGCAGGACAAGGUUGACAAGGACGACAAGGACGAUACGAAUGGGUAUAUUAGCCACCCUGAUCGCCGCCCAAGCAUCAUUGCUUCCGAAGCCAUCAAGAAACUGAGUACGCUCACGAUGACAGCCGUCGACUCCGAUGGGCCUGAUGAUUAUGCUGUAGACGAUGAAGACGAGGACGAUGAGACCCCCAGCGCAACCAAUACUAGCGCCGCCCCAAGUCCAAUCACAAUCAGCGGUCCUCUUGUUGGCAACGGCCGAGUCCACGCUUUACGCUCCGACCCACUCAACGGAGUCGCAAUCCGUCGCGGCAAACCACACCGGAUCUCCCUCUCAGGAGCCCAUAAAGAACUAGAAUUGCCACGCACCCCCGCGGACGAGGUCACGCCCGGCCUAGACGCAACCCGCGCCAUCGAUCCCUCUGUCGCUCAGGCCGUGGCCGCCCAGGAGAACGUAAUGGAAUUGGACGAAGUCGCUUCGAGCCCCACUUCUCCCCAAUAUCAACACCCAAGUGAGAUGUACUCGGGCCUACCACCCAAGUUGGCUGCGCUCCGAAGGCCAUCCGUCGCACAAGCGUUCAAGGCCUCGGGUUUGACCGGGAUGACGCCAAUUUCUCAUAGCCCAGCUCUCAGUCCGCCAAUCCUAUACAACCCUAAGUGCUCUGGGUAUUUUGUCGAACCGUUGAAAUGGAUGAAGCCCUUCCUUGAGACUGGCCAACUGGCUGGAAAGAUCAUCUGCCCCAACCCCAAGUGUGGAGCGAAGCUUGGAAACUAUGACUGGGCCGGCGUAAGCUGUAGCUGUAAGGAGUGGGUGACACCCGGAUUCUGCAUCCACAGAUCUAAAGUCGAUGAGAUUUGGUAA